This is a messenger RNA of Nicotiana attenuata, 1682 nucleotides long. RefSeq names its product pectate lyase-like. Lineage: Eukaryota; Viridiplantae; Streptophyta; Magnoliopsida; Solanales; Solanaceae. The coding region runs from base 142 to 1446 and encodes 434 amino acids. The record is from RefSeq and is a predicted model, not a curated record. The transcript is spliced from 4 exons. Gene Ontology annotation, molecular function: pectate lyase activity.
CUCUCCAUAAUUGCUAGAUUUAAAGCCUACCCAUUACUAUUAAAAAUCAUCCCUAUUUGUCAGAGGAAAGAAAGAUAGGGGAAUAAUUGAUUAAGUAAAACAAGAAAAAGAAAAAAAAUUGUACACAUAUAGCUAUUGAGAAUGGGAACUCUCAAAAAUAGGUUGAUUUUCUUUGUUUUAGUCACUCUAGUUUUAAGCAUAGAGGCCAAUAUUAGUGAGUUUGAUGAGGUGUGGCAGACUCGAGCUACGCAAGCAAAGAAAACUGCUCAGGAUUCCUAUAAUACUCAUCCUGAAACCGUCGCAGACAAUCUCAACAAACAUGUUCACAAGUCGGAUGAAGGUAGCAAUAGCACAAGGAGAGACUUGCACAAGUACAAUGGUCCAUGCAUGUCUACUAACCCUAUUGAUCGUUGUUGGAGAUGUGACCCAAACUGGGCUAAAAACCGCAUGAAGCUAGCUGAUUGUGUUCUCGGAUUCGGCCACCAUACAACUGGUGGCAAAGGUGGCAAAAUCUACGUAGUAACUGACCCUUCAGACGACGAUAUGGUGAAUCCUAAACCAGGAACACUGCGCCAUGCAGUCAUUCAACCAGAGCCACUUUGGAUCAUAUUUAAACAUCACAUGGUCAUUAGGCUUAACCAGGAACUUAUCAUGACAAGCAACAAGACAAUUGAUUCCAGAGGGCAACAAGUACACAUUGCCUUUGGUGCUAGUUUCAUGUUACAGUUCAUUAACAAUGUGAUUAUUCAUGGUCUUCAUAUCCAUGAUAUUAAGGCUGGUAAUGGUGGCCUAAUCAGAGACUCGAUCAAUCAUUAUGGUUUUCGAUCAAGAAGUGAUGGUGAUGGUAUUUCAAUCUUUGGAUCCACAAAUAUUUGGAUUGAUCAUGUUUCCAUGUCUAAUUGUGAUGAUGGACUCAUUGAUGCUGUCCAGGCUUCAACUGCUAUUACCAUUUCCAACUGCCAUUUCACUAACCAUAAUGAUGUUAUGUUGUUUGGAGCAAGUGAUAGCUACUCAGAGGACUCAAUUUUACAGAUAACACUUGCUUUUAAUCACUUUGGACAAGGAUUGAUCCAGAGGAUGCCAAGAGUGAGAUGGGGAUUUGUUCAUGCAGUCAACAAUGAUUACACUCACUGGCUAAUGUAUGCAAUUGGUGGAAGCCAACACCCUACCAUCCUCAGCCAGGGCAACCGGUUCAUCGCCCCGCCUAACCCUAAUGCAAAGGAGGUGACCAAAAGGGAGUAUUCACCUGAAAGUGUGUGGAAGAAUUGGGUGUGGAGAUCACAGGGAGAUCUGAUGAUGAACGGAGCGUUCUUUGUGGAAUCUGGAAAUCCCAAUCAUAUAUUCAUGAAGGGUCCUGAUAUGAUCCACCCUAGGCCAGGAUCAUAUGCAAGCAGGCUAACAAGAUUUUCAGGCUCUUUGAACUGCAUUGAAGGGAAGCCUUGUUAGAGCUGUCUGCACCAAGUUACUAAUAGAAAUAGGACCUGAAACUAUAGAAGUCAGUUUGCUCCCUUUCUCCUCUCAAAUGCAAAGCUGGUAGUAGAAGGGGAGAAUGAGUGUGAGCUAAGAUUCAAAUGCUUUUAGGUUUUUGAUGCUCUGUGCUUCUGUAAAUUCUUGAGUCGAUGUCCUUUUUCCUUCUACCAAUGUAAAAGUGAUAAAUCCAAUAAAAUCGCAAUUCGAAUUAA